UUUCGCAGAUCUACCCCCUGGUUGCCAGCGAAUCAGAAGGUGUGUUUUGUUUUUGGAGACGACUGCAGUUGUUCCCUGGUCUUGGUACAUGAGAAAACAUCUAGGGGAUACUACAGUACAAUUUUCUUGUAGCGUCAACCCACUAAGCAUGAUUUCUACUCCCCAUUUCAAAGACGCACGAGAGCCCGAUUCCCACGUCAAGCUCAAAUCCAGAUAUACUCGAGACGCGAAGGAAACUCAUGAACCCGGGAUUCUAAACGCGGGUACUUGUAUUCCUACACCAACCUAUUCGAUAGGCCUCUGCGUGAUGAUCUUCGUGGGCACGAUCAACAUUUUACCAGUCUAGUAACGAACGUAUACACUUACUCGAGUUAAAGUAACCCCGAACUCACCCCCCGUUGAAGGGCAAAGGCUUGCGAAUAAACCGCUACAAUAUAUCGCUCUCAUCGAGUACAC
Messenger RNA from Dothidotthia symphoricarpi CBS 119687, 456 nucleotides. RefSeq lists its product as uncharacterized. NCBI's taxonomy places the organism in Eukaryota, Fungi, Ascomycota, Dothideomycetes, Pleosporales, Dothidotthiaceae. The transcript has a single exon. The record is from RefSeq and is a predicted model, not a curated record. Bases 149 to 346 code for a protein of 65 amino acids.